UCCUGAACGAGCUGGAAAAGGCUCAAUGUUGGUCGUGCUAUGACAGCGUCUCUGCUCCUCCAUUCCCGCUGGAUCGAGCCGGUGAUGUUUCUCUGUGACAGCGGCUGCUCAGACGACGUGAGCAAGAACAUGGAGGGAUUCGUGGGAGGCAAUUUCUCCGCCAACCAGUGCCGGAAUCUCGUGGCCCACCCGACUUCUCUUGCUCCUGGUGCGCCCUAUGGAUCGAGUGAAGUGCCCGUAACUGGAGUGACGGAACCUGUCAAACAGUGCAACCCGUGCUCGGCCGCGCAGAAUUCCCCCGGUGCUGCUUCUUUGCCCUAUGGAUAUUUCGGUAGUGGCUAUUAUCCGUGCCGAGUAUCUCAUCACAGCGCAGUGAAGUCCUGUGCGCAGCCUGCCGCUUACGCAGACAAGUACAUGGAGACGUCUGUCUCCGGAGAGGAGUUCUCGUCUCGAGCUAAGGAGUUCACUUUCUAUCAAGGCUACUCGUCCGGACCUUACCAACCCGUCCCAAGUUAUCUGGACGUGCCAGUCGUGCCUGCUCUAAGCUCUGCUCCGGAACCAAGACACGAAUCAAUUUUGCCUGUGGAAACAUACCACCAGCCUUGGGCCAUCACGAACAGCUGGAACAGCCCUGUGUACUGCCCAAAGGAGCAGACCCAGUCCAGCCAUCUGUGGAAGUCGUCUCUUCAAGACAAUGUGUCAGGAAGUGAUGGCGCUUCCAUUCGCCGAGGGAGAAAGAAGCGCGUCCCCUAUACCAAAGUCCAGCUGAAAGAACUGGAGCGCGAAUAUGCGGCCAAUAAGUUCAUCACGAAGGAUAAACGGAGACGGAUAUCUGCUCACACAAACCUGACCGAGCGCCAGGUCACCAUCUGGUUUCAGAACAGAAGGGUAAAGGAGAAGAAGGUGGUCAACAAAUUCAAGAGCAUCACUUAAGGGGCUACAGAAUUUGAGACGGACAGAGAAAUGGAGCCACUUCGUUAUUUAUUAUUGUGUUCCUCUGGGAGUGACUGUGCUGAGAGAAAAACGUUCUGCUUAAUAGCGUUCUGCUAAAAAGGCCAUAUAUGUUACACAAUGAUCGUGUUGAGGGGCGAAUAAACUGUCAAAAUAUUUGUAUGCCUAUACACUAUUUCUUUGUUUUUGUGGCAGUGAUAUCCGCCACGCAAACCCCGUUUCGUUACACCAUUGAGUUAAUUGUAAUUGCCCGGGAGAUAAAUACUGUAUCCAGGUUCAGUUAACUACAUUUAACCCAAUGUUGCAGGAACACGCUGUUGAGGGCUAUAGACCAGAGGUUCUCUGCUCCAGUCCUGGAGGUCCGGAGUCCAGCUCAGUUUUUGAUUUUAGACUCAAAGAUGCCUGAAUCAACUCAUAUCCAGUUCUGGAAUUGAUUUUCCCGGCUACAGACCCAGUACAUUACUAGUUUAUGUAAAUAAAUAAGCAUCGUCUUAGAUAUGUCUACAUGGUAUCUGUAAACAUUUAGAUAGAAAAUGUAAUUAUUCACAGUUUAUUCAAUGUUUGUACCCCGCUAGGUUUCUAGUCCAGUUUGUUUAUGUAGCAAGCUCCUAUUUGUUACUUCAAACAAUAUUUCAAUAAAACUCCAAAUUUUAAUAUUCCCAAUGAGGACUGAAAAAGGCUCAUCGCUAUACAUAGAAUGUUAUUACAUUGUAAAUAUGUUUGCCCGUAAUACAUAAGUAUAUUUGAAAUACAAGCAGAAAAAAAUAGAGAAAAAUCCAGCAUUUGUAUGACAACAUUAAGAACAUAAGAACAGAAAAAGAAAUGUCAUUUGAAUGAACACCACGAUGUUGCCAUCUAGUGGUAGACUUUAGUCAUUGCAUCUGUAGGUCACAGGGAGAAACAGGGAGCUUCUAGGGGUAAAAUGAAACGUAAAAUAAAAAAAAGGAAUUUGUGUGUUGUAUAAAUAAUGCAGAUAAUAUGAUAGGUGUAAUAUUAAGACAGGUGUACAAAAUAAAACGUUUUGAAUUAAGGUUAUUGCAGGUAUUACACACAAAAGUAAGAAUCAGGUAAGAAUCAGGACAAACGAGA
This is a messenger RNA of Clarias gariepinus (North African catfish), 2040 nucleotides long. RefSeq names its product homeobox A13b (gene hoxa13b). Lineage: Eukaryota; Metazoa; Chordata; Actinopteri; Siluriformes; Clariidae. The record is from RefSeq and is a predicted model, not a curated record. The coding region runs from base 40 to 933 and encodes 297 amino acids. The transcript is spliced from 2 exons. Gene Ontology annotation, molecular function: RNA polymerase II cis-regulatory region sequence-specific DNA binding; DNA-binding transcription factor activity, RNA polymerase II-specific. Gene Ontology annotation, biological process: regulation of transcription by RNA polymerase II.